AUGGCGCCUGGAGACAAAACCCUCUCCGGGCGUCCCCCGCUUGCGGAGCGCAGAAAGUGGUACGCCUCUGACAAGAUGUGGCUGGGGGAGGCUGGAAGCCUCCUGAUCCAGGUGGCCAUUAAGAAAACCAUUCUCUCUUGGCGGAGGUCCGCAGUCAGUGCCAGUCCCGGGGGCGUGGAAGCGUCUUUCUUUCCUCGGCCGCCCGCGCUCGCUGAUGAUUGCUGCCUCCGCCCCUCUGCCCCGCACCGGUGUCUUUGCAGCGGCCCCGCAAACCCCAGUCUCGGAUCCCUGAGCUUGGAGAGGAGGCUCAGGGCGAGACUUGUCGGUGCAGGCCGCCACCCUACCGUCACCCUGGCGCUGCGUUGCUUGGACGGCGUGUUCCUCUCCCCCACCGAGAAUGACUUUGUCAGCAAGAUCCUGGAGGAACUGGACCACUUUCUGCUUCAGAACCAGCUGGACAAAGUCCUUUUGUUUCCUCCGUUGUCCAGUCGACUCAGGUACCUGAUCCACAGGACUGUGGACGAUGUUGACCUCCUGAGUAGUUUCUCUGUUGGGGAAGGAUGGAGAAGAAGGACGGUGGUCUGUCACUCAGCAAUAAGGCUGCCGGAUGAUCCAGCUGAUCAAGAUGGCUCCUGCGGCAGCGCCUCAAGCUCAAAACUCCCGUACCACUCAAGAACAAGAGGAUGCAGAUCUGGAGGAGGGCCACGGCGCAUGGAAGCUCAGGCGAAUGGUGGCCAAACUCGCAGAGGAAAUGGUCGGUGCAGGAGGCAGCCCCGGAGGAAGCCGGAUAGAGCUUUGUAUGUCCCCAGGGCUAUGCGCAAGAAGCCUGAGGACUUGACAAAUGACAGCCCUGAAGCAUGUGGAGCAGAGUCGCAUGGCUUUGGGUUGACUGCGGACAGAAUGUCAAGCAUGGUCUUUGUCUGUGAAGGAGUUACAGAUACUGGUGUGUUUCCAGGCGACGUUGGCCCUGAUGUGGAAUAUCCAGAACCACAAAACCCCAGUGAGAUUUAUACGGAUAAUUUGGAGUCUGGAGGUAAAAGUAUUGAAGACCCUGUGGGGUAUCUGUGUUCUUCUUCAUUGGAAGGUCUGUUAGACGAGGAAAGCCAAAAUGAAACAAAGCAAAUCACUUUGGUACAGGAGACCACCGCAAGCCUAAUCCUUUCAGAAAACCAGAGUACAGAUAGUGUGGAUACUGUGAUAUCAGAGAGUUUUGAAACCUCUUCCUUACUGGAGGAACCAAAAGCCAGGAAUCUUGAUGCUGCACUUCUCCAAGAAAGGGAACAGCUGUCUUCAGUUGAAGACCAAAACAAAAGUGCUCCAGAUGUUACUACACUGGAUUUAGGCAAAAAUCUGACAUCCCAGGAAAACCGUAGAAACGACUGUCAGGAUUCCACUGUGUCAGAAAGCAUCGUAUCCACAUCUCUGCUUGAAGACCAUGAGGGACAGGUUACAUGUGACGUUGUGUUGAAACAUACUGGUGAUCUGUUACUGUUGGAAAAUGAGAAUGAUCAUACACGUCCUGGUGAAGUGGAGUUUAGUAAAACACAGCCCUUGUUGAAAGACAGUAGUGUGGAGGCCGGCGCAUCUCAACAUGGCUCAGAAGUGUCAGCACAGGAGAACCAAGAUAGGAACUGCAUUGAUGUAUCCCUAUCGGAAUGUAGCCAAACUGAGCCCUGUGAAGUCACUCAAGAUUCAAGUACCACUUGUGCCUCUGAUUUGGGCCAAUCAUCAGUGGUGUCUCCUGUUCUGGAACAUAGUACAAAAUCAUCUGUCUUAGACCCUGAGGCUCUACCUUUUAUAAAUACCUCUGUAUUGUCCAUUGGCAAAACCAGUGUGGUACUUGAAGACUAUGAGAGAGACAGUGUGGACUUGGAGGGCAACAAGUUACCUGGGCUGGAACUGUCUGCAGGAGAUAGAAAUGUGGGAUCUUCUGCAAUGGAUGAAAAGAAUAGUGCCCUUGAAGAUGACUGUGGCACUGAACUCCUUCAAGAGAUCAGAAAUUAUCUGACCAUAAAGGACAUAAGCAUUGAGAAAAUCCAGUUUGAUUGCACUGGCUACGGGGAGGCACAGAUCAACGAGGGAGACUUUGGACACGUGCUAGAGAUCUAUGAUUUUUCACCUUCGUUGAAGACUGAGCAGCUUUUGGAGGCCUUUGCGGACUUCCAAGAGAGCGGCUUUAAAGUGCAGUGGGUUGAUGACACUCAUGCCCUUGGCAUUUUCUCCAGUUUGGUGGCAGCAUCUCAAGCAAUGGAACAGAGUUAUACAUCCUUAAAGAUCCGCCCUCUAAUCCAUGGUACAAGACAGUCAAAAAUCAAAGCACUUCAGCGCCCAAAACUCCUUCAGCUGGCCAAAGAGAGGCCCCAGACCGACACAGCAGUGGCUAGAAGGCUGGUGACCAGGGCUCUGGGAUUACUCCGCAAAACCCAGCCGUGCUCAGGCCAAGAAGUUCUGGAAUCGGAAAAUGUCAACCUGCCGGAGUAAAGCGGAUCAUUCCAAAUGGCUUGGGGUGAUGGUUUUGGGUGUGCUAUUAAAACUGUAGUCUGACAGUAGGCCUCAUCUGUGAUUUUUUAAAAGGAGGGUGUUGUUUUUGCAAUAGGGAGAAAUUAUGGUUGGUUGUGUUAGAAAUGGGAAGGAACUGAGUUGACAGGCAUUUAAUGGUAGGUAGUCAAAUUUCCUAUUGCUUUUGGGGAAGCAGGCUGACCUGUGAGAGGACCACAGGAGGGCAGUGUAGGACAGUGAAGAGUCUUUUUCAUUGGGCAUUUACACAAAGCCAAAACAGAUGAGUGUUAGGUUUUUUUUAUAACUUGGUUUAUCACCUGUUCAUUGAACUUAGGAAGUUUUGGAAUGGGUGUUUUUCAUUCUGAAGUUGGUAUACGUUAUUUUCCCUUCAGCAGAUGACCCCAUGGAGCUGCUGUUGGCUCAAUUGUGAAAUUUAAAUGUACCCAUGUAAGUAAUGGGUUGUUUACAACAGAGCCCAGGGGGCUCUGUGGUAUCCUUGCAGAUGUUGAAGUGGGGAGGGGGAAGCUGUCGCAAACUGAAAAGAGUCAAUGUGUGCUGGGAGGCACAAAACUCCUAUCACAUGUGUGAUACAAAGUCCUCCUGUCUCCAACAAACUCAAGGACUUUGUGCUAAUGUGUAGAUGGUGCCUACAGUGAAAUUAGAAAUGAAUGACACAGAGACAGAAUGACAAAACGACAAAACAACAAAGACACAUUUGAAAGACUCGGUAUCUUCUUUACUGAAGUUUGUAAAGGUUUUUUUUGUUUCAUUUCAAAAUAAAGUUGUUAUUGCUGAUCAGG
Molecule: messenger RNA, 3299 nt
Organism: Sphaerodactylus townsendi
Lineage: Eukaryota; Metazoa; Chordata; Lepidosauria; Squamata; Sphaerodactylidae
Gene: R3HCC1
Product: R3H domain and coiled-coil containing 1
Exons: 11
Coding region: 1-2481 (826 amino acids)
Molecular function (GO): nucleic acid binding
Source: RefSeq, a predicted model, not a curated record